Messenger RNA from Colletotrichum spaethianum, 483 nucleotides. RefSeq lists its product as uncharacterized. Lineage: Eukaryota; Fungi; Ascomycota; Sordariomycetes; Glomerellales; Glomerellaceae. The coding region runs from base 1 to 483 and encodes 160 amino acids. The transcript is spliced from 4 exons. The record is from RefSeq and is a predicted model, not a curated record.
AUGCAGUCGGGCGUGAAGCAACAAGAGCUCUGUGGAGCCGCAGUGACGGAUCAGCUUGAGAGCGACACUGCUGGCCCUAUCGAGAACGCCAUUAAGGUUGCGGAUGCCAACUACAAGUGUAAUCUGUUCCUAUGCCGCGGUUAUCAAUUCGAAGACAACCAGGAUAAUGUUCGCGCCGUUACGGCUGGUGAGGUCAUUCCAUUCCACAUUGAUCUUAUCGCCGGCCAUAGACCAGGACACGCCAACGUCUCAGUGAUUGACCUCGCAAGCAACGAAGUCAUUGGCGAGCCCCUCGUCACCUGGGAUGACUGGCCGACGACCAAUCCCGAUCCUCUGGCUGACACUGACUUCAAUGUUACAAUUCCGGAUACCUUGGCGUCGCUUUGUGACAUCGGCGGCAAGUGUGCCAUUCAGUGGUUCUGGUACGCCGAGACGAACAAGCAAACUUAUGAAAGCUGCAUCGACUUCUACAUUGAUGCAUAA